Messenger RNA from Diachasma alloeum, 1296 nucleotides. RefSeq lists its product as uncharacterized. The coding region runs from base 1 to 1296 and encodes 431 amino acids. Gene Ontology annotation, biological process: DNA integration. The transcript has a single exon. Lineage: Eukaryota; Metazoa; Arthropoda; Insecta; Hymenoptera; Braconidae. Gene Ontology annotation, molecular function: nucleic acid binding. The record is from RefSeq and is a predicted model, not a curated record.
AUGGAGUUAUCGAUUUACAAAGAGUGCAUCAUCUGGGGACACCGAGUCGUCAUACCGACCACUCAACGUAAACAAAUGCUUAAAUAUUUACACGCCAAUCAUCCUGGAAUCUGUGGAACAAAAGCAGCAGCACGAUCCUACGUUUGGUGGCCAGGAAUCGAUAAGGACAUCGAAACAAUGGUGAAAAAUUGCCAAGAAUGCAUGGAAGUACUAUCAGCCCCAGCAAAGACACCCACACAACCAUGGGUAGCACCAGAUAAACCAUGGACUCGCUCACACGUCGACUUUGCUGGGCCUAUGGCAGGACAGACAUUCCUGAUAGUCGUGGACUCAACUACGAAAUGUCUGGAGGUCAAACGGGUGAGUUCACCAAAUUCUCUUAAUGUAAUCAAAGUACUGCGAGCACUCUUCGCAACAUUUGGCAUUCCAGACACUAUCGUGUCAGAUAAUGGAACAGCCUUCAUAUCUGAGGAAAUAAAAGCCUUCUACCAGAGAAAUGGGAUCAAAGCCAUGUACAUCGCACCGUAUAACCCACAAGCAAACGGCCAGGCAGAGAGAAUGGUCCAUACAGCAAAACGCUCAUUAAAAAAAUUGAAUGAAGGCGAUUGGGAACUCAAGCUAGCUCGUAUAUUGCUUAAACAACACAGUAUACCAUCCACAUCCACCGGAGCCUCACCAGCAGAGCUCAUGAUGGGAAGAAAACUACGUACAGCACUAGACAAACUCCCCCCAAACCACGAACAUGAAACCAACAAGGGGUACGACUCAGUAAAAAUACGGAGACUUCACCCCGGGGAUAAAGUUAGAAUGAGGAAUUACCGAGCAGCAGGACCAACAUGGAUAGUAGCAACAGUGCAGGAGGCACUGAGCAACCGAAACUAUCUCGUAAAAGAGAGAGAAAUAGGACUGAUUCACAAACGAGAAAUCAAUCAGCUCGUUCAGUUUCCGAGAGAGCAAGACGAAACACCCGACACAACUGAGAGAAAACACAAAAAGAAAACCAUCAACACUCAAUUCUACACCGAGGAGAAAAAGAACGGUGAUCCUGAGCCGGACACAGAGCAGGAGGACUCCGAUGAAUCUCAAGGUGAAGUGGAAAUUAUCAACGAACCUGAACAGCAAGACCCUCUCCCUGAUAACAUCUCCAGCGAGGGGGAAGCAGACGAAGGACAGGAAGAUGAAGAGCAAGCACACAACCAAAGACGAAAAAGACCAAGACGCCAAUGCGUUGGGAAUGGUAGAAACCGUUAUAGAGACAGCAUACUGGACUCAAGCAUUGUCGAAGAUCUUCUCUAG